UCUACGAAAAAAAUACAAAAAAUUAGCAGGGCGUGGUGGCGGGCGCCUGUAGUCCCAGCUACUUGGGAGGCUGAGGGAGGAGAAUGGCGUGAAACCGGGAGGCAGAGCUUGCAGUGAGCUGAGAUCGCGCCAUUGCACUCCAGCCUGGGCGACAGACCAAGACUCCAUAUCAAAAAAAAAAAAAGCCUCAAAGGAUCACUAGUGGUCAGCAACUAUGUGCAAAUAAAUAGGAAAACCUACCAAAAAUGGAUAAAUUUCCAGACACAUCUAACCUACCAAGAUUGAACCAUGAUGAAACCCAAAACCUGAACAAACCAAUAACAAAUGAUGGGAUCAAAGUGGUAAUAAAAAGUCUCCCAGCAAAGAAAAGCCUGGGACCUGAUGAUUCACUGCUGAAUUCUAGCAAACAUUUAAAGAAGAACUAAUACCAACCUUGCCCAAACGAUUCCAAAAAUAGAGAAGGAGAGAAUACUUGCAAACUCAUUCUACAAGGCUAGCAUUACCCUGAUACCAAAAUCAAAGAUACAGACCAAAAAAGAAAACUACAGGCCAAUAUCACUGAUGAAUAUUGAUGCAAAAAUCCUCAAUAAAAUAUUUGCUAACUGAAUUCCACAACACAUUAAAGUUGGGGUGCAGUGUCCCAGGUUCACUCAACCCUUCCCGUUUUCCUCUCUGUGUGUGUCUACUUUGCCGUGUUCCCUGCUGGCGGCGGCGGUGCAGUGUUGGUGCAUGGACCUCCCAGGAGAAGGGGAAAGACAGCAAGGCUGAGGAGAAUGGGUCCAACAGCUUCAUGCACUCCAUGGACCCACAGCUGGAGCGGCAAAUGGAAACCACCGAGAACCUUGUGGACUCCUACAUGGCCAUUGUCAACAAGACCGUGUGGGACCUCAUGACCAAGGAUUUCAUCUUCUCAGAGCUGCUGUCCAACCUGUACUCACGUGAGGACCAGAAAACGCUGAUGGAAGAGUUGGCAGAGCAGGCACAGUGGCGCGACGAGAUGCUGCGCACGUACCACGUGCUGAAGGAGGCACUCGGCAUCAUCGGCGACGUCAACACGACCACCAUCAGCACGCACAUGGGGGCCCGUGGACAACUCCUGCCUGCAGGUGCAGAGCGUCCUUGCCGGAUGCAGGCCUGGUGGCUGUUGUGUUGGGCUCCCCAAGGCGAGAGGUGGCCCUGGACAAGUGGGUUGGAAGACAGGGUGACCAGAGAAGAGGGAAGCCCAAAGGGGCUGAGCAUCAGUCUGAACAGUGGGUGCACUGGGUGCCGUGGAAGAGGCCAGCACGUGUGGGGUGGGGAAGGCUGCCACAGCCCCCAGGCACUACCUGUGAAACUCCGGCUCCUCCCUCUGUCUUCCUCCCCUUUCCCUUCCAGCCCCUCUUUUCCAGGAACCUUGCCACACCCGCACGUGCACCCUUUACUCCUUGGCCCUCCCACAGCUGCUGUGGCACACCUGUGCUCUGCACUUGCCUCACCAGCUCUCUGCUCGCUUUUCUUUUUUUUAUUAUUAUUAUUAUACUUUAAGUUUUAGGGUACAUGUGCACAAU
This is a messenger RNA of Gorilla gorilla gorilla (western lowland gorilla), 1547 nucleotides long. RefSeq lists its product as uncharacterized. Gene Ontology annotation, biological process: synaptic vesicle budding from presynaptic endocytic zone membrane; receptor internalization. The record is from RefSeq and is a predicted model, not a curated record. The coding region runs from base 572 to 1531 and encodes 319 amino acids. Lineage: Eukaryota; Metazoa; Chordata; Mammalia; Primates; Hominidae. Gene Ontology annotation, cellular component: microtubule; synapse; cytoplasm. The transcript is spliced from 4 exons. Gene Ontology annotation, molecular function: GTPase activity; microtubule binding; GTP binding.